CAGAGAAUUUCUCGUAUCGUCAUGCGGCGGGUUCUUCUAGCCCUGGCGGUGGUCGCGACGGCGCUCGAGACGCCCGGCGCCUUCUGGAGCAACCGGUACGCUGCGCACGACAAGGCCACGACCAACGUGGCAGCGACCAUCGCGGCCGAGCUGCUCGCCGAUCUCAAUGCCACGUCACUGCCCGACGUCCUGCCGCUGCUGUCGCCACUUUUGCGCGGCAGCCCGAUAGUCUUUGGCGAUGGAGUCACUUCGAUCGACGCGACGAUCCUUCGGCUCUCGGUGGCCAAGUCGCUCGUGCUGCUUCCGAGUCUCCGCGCCCCAUCUGCCCUGCACAGCGUCUUUGUCGAAGUCCACAUUGGGCUGUGGCAGACCCCGGGACUUGACGACGGCACGACCUUCAUGGUGCAGCAUAGCUACGUGCAGCUGCUUCUCGACCUCUGGGCCAUGGCGUCCUACACGCAGGCAGAAGCCCGGCAUGCGCUCAUGCGGUGUGCAGAUGCGUCGUGGCAACAGCUGCGGACGACGAAUUUGACGCCGUGGGCGCUCGUGCACUACAAGCACCUCCGGUCGACGAUCCUCUGCGAGCUUUUCGCCCUCGGGUUGGAUCCCGCGUCGUGA
Saprolegnia parasitica CBS 223.65 is the source of this 618-nucleotide messenger RNA. RefSeq lists its product as hypothetical. NCBI's taxonomy places the organism in Eukaryota, Oomycota, Saprolegniomycetes, Saprolegniales, Saprolegniaceae. The record is from RefSeq and is a predicted model, not a curated record. The coding region runs from base 22 to 618 and encodes 198 amino acids. The transcript is spliced from 2 exons.